Molecule: messenger RNA, 824 nt
Organism: Ilex paraguariensis (yerba mate)
Lineage: Eukaryota; Viridiplantae; Streptophyta; Magnoliopsida; Aquifoliales; Aquifoliaceae
Source: the annotation of a GenBank genome assembly
UGAAAAUCGAAGGAAAUAUAGAUAUUCGAUCAAUAAUUCCCAAAAUCGGACAGAGUAUUGGUAUCUUGUCCCAUAUGAAUUGGUUCUCAGCUCCUGGGUUUCCCAUAUCAGUGGCUAGUAUAUUGGGUGUUGCUGGUUUCAUCUUGGCUUUAAGGGAUGGUAAAGUAAGAAACUUCAAAAGCUUACCAUGGUCAUCCGAUAAAAAUUGUAGUUCGGAGGACUUAUGGGUAGUACCCGGAUUGCAAAAUCUUGGAAACAAUUGCUUUUUGAACGUGAUUUUACAGGCUCUGGCCAGUUGCUCAGGUUUUCGAAGUUUUCUUGAGACGGUUGUGGAGGAAUUUGAAUCUUCUUCGUUUGAAAACUUGCCGCUUGCGGCUGCCUUGUCUUCAUUAUUGGAAGCUAUGAGGAAUAGGAACUUGGAUGCAAACUUAAUGCAGCAAGUCUUUUCUAUUAGUUGGGAGUGUAAUCCGUCUAAAGUAUGUAUUGGCGCUAUAAUUGCUAUUAAAGGACUCCUACGGUAUCGAUAUCGUGCACACGACCCUUCCGAAGAUUCCCUUGAUUACCACUGCCCUGAUUCUGCGGCGCACCUGUCCGUGCUGUUGAUGGUCAUGAAGCCUCACCCUUCUGAUACUUUGGAUAAGUGUUCCGAUUUUGCUACUGUAACUGCGGACACCUGUUUCUCAUAUGGUCCACCUUCUCGCAAUUACAAUAGGGGUGCCAAGCCUGGUGAUUCUGCUGACCUUCGUCACAUCCACAUGAUUGAUUCACCUGAUGCUGGGACUGUUCAUUUCUUACUUCCCUCGACUUCAUUCCCUUCUCUAUGA